Messenger RNA from Diorhabda sublineata, 14936 nucleotides. RefSeq names its product transcriptional activator protein Pur-beta (gene Pur-alpha). Lineage: Eukaryota; Metazoa; Arthropoda; Insecta; Coleoptera; Chrysomelidae. The transcript is spliced from 7 exons. Bases 229 to 1071 code for a protein of 280 amino acids. The record is from RefSeq and is a predicted model, not a curated record. Gene Ontology annotation, cellular component: nucleus. Gene Ontology annotation, biological process: regulation of transcription by RNA polymerase II. Gene Ontology annotation, molecular function: purine-rich negative regulatory element binding; RNA polymerase II transcription regulatory region sequence-specific DNA binding; DNA-binding transcription factor activity, RNA polymerase II-specific.
AUAUAGAGAAAAUUUGAAAAUCAUUUUAAAACCAAAUAUAAUUUAUAAGUAUUUAAUAUUCUUAGUUUAGUAAGCAAUACAUCAAUGUUAAUUGAAUUAUUGAAUGAACAAUUUCUCAAGGAAAAAGUGAUUUCAGCGGACGGAUCUGGAUUCGAUGUAAAUGUCAGAAAUUUUAGUAACAUUUCAUGUUUUCCUAAAUAGUGAAGGCUGUGUGUGUGUUGGGUUGCGAUGUCGGAUAUAGGAAGUGGUGAUGAAGGUUCAAGCUCGCAAAAAUACCAUCAGGGCAUGGAGCAGGGCAGUGAAUAUGAUUCAGGCCAGCAGCAGAUGGAGCAAGAACUCGCAACCAAAAUGUUGCAGAUUCAGAGUAAGAGAUUCUACUUAGAUGUGAAACAAAAUCGUAGAGGACGUUUCAUUAAGGUUGCAGAGAUUGGUGCAGAUGGACGACGUUCCCAAAUAUUCCUUGCCCUAUCAACUGCUGCCGAGUUUAGAGAUCAUCUUUCUGCAUUUAGCGACUUCUACUCUUCUUUGGGUCCACCAAACCCAGACAAUGUUCCCGAAGAUGGCAAACUAAAAAGUGAAAUGAUGAUUAAAGACAAUCGUCGUUACUACUUGGACUUGAAAGAGAAUUCUAGAGGACGUUUUUUGCGGGUUUCCCAAAUGAUUGCUAGAGGAGGACCUCGUAGCCAAGUCGCCAUUCCGGCUCAGGGUAUGAUCGAAUUCCGGGAUGCUCUAACUGACUUAUUGGAUGAAUACAGUACUGACGAGCAUGCUUAUAAACCCGAUUUACCAGAGGGCAGACACAUGCAUGUCGACAACAAAAAUUUCUAUUUUGAUAUAGGUCAAAAUAACCGCGGAGUUUACAUGCGUAUCUCUGAGGUAAAAACAAAUUUCCGAACAGCUAUUACUGUACCUGAAAAGAGUUGGCAAAGGUUCAGAGAUAUAUUGAGUGACUACUGCGAUAAGAUCAAGCAACCUUCUCAAGGUUCUGGCGGGGGUAUUUCCUCCCAAGAUCAACCACAUUCUUUGGUUGGCAAUAACACCCAGCAGGAUUCCGGGACAAGUUUAAAGUAGGCUAGUUGCCCAUUUUAGACUAAUAGAUUUAUUAAUAUAACAAAUUAAAAAAUUGGAUAGGAACAGCAGUCGAUUUUUUGACCGUAAAAAAAUGAAAUUCUCCCCCACUUUACAAUUACUAAAUUUGUGAUUUUUGAAUGAUGGCUGAGAAAUCGACCACUGUCUAAAAUAUUGAUCAGUUCAAGGAGUUGGUUUUUUUUUUGAUCAGUGUUAAGUAACACUAUAAAUGUUAGAUUCUCUAUUAUAUGUUAAAAAAUGAUACUAAAUUAUUUAUUUAGUUGUUUUAAGUUGUUACAGUAGUGAUGUUUUGGCUUUUGAGUAAACCGUAGUCGGAGUACCAAGCAUAUCAUAACUGCUUAAUGUUUUUAAGUGGAGAUAGGAAUAGUAAUAAUUUGCAGCUACAAAUUUGUUUUAUUUUAUAGUACAUAAAAAUAUAUACAGAGAUGUAGCUAUUUUUGAAACAGGUUAGUUGCAGGCAACAACUGGUCUUACGUUAAUAUCAUGUGUAAGUUAUUCACAACAAUGAAUGGCAACUCUUUGAGAUACUCCGACUAUAAAUAUACUGUUGUGACGUAACUGACUCAAAAUUAAUAUUGGGCACAGAAUAACCUAAAAUUUCUAUUGAGUAUGCAUAAAAUGAAGAAUUUUAUUAUAUAUAGAAACUAUAUAAAAGCCAUAAGAAUUGUUUCUUAUUGGUAAAAAAUUUGGUGCUACAUAAUAAUUUUAUUUAAAAUUGGAAAGACUAUUCACGUUCUGUCAAAUUUAAAAUUAGAUUUAUUUAUGAUUUGGUUGAAAAUAUUUUAUAUGAAACAUAUAGAAUUUUUAUUUGAUUAAACACUUAUAAUACUUAAAGUUUAUUAUAUGUAGUUAGGAUUUGUACUCAAUUUUUAACUCGCUCAUAAGGUUUGUACAAAAAAUCUUUUCCUAUCUCUAUUUUAGUCAUACAUUUGUAAAAUGCAUCUCUAAAAGACCUUUAUUAAUAAUAAAGAUGCCUACUGCCAUAAUUAUAGUAUUUUUAGAAGUUGAAUUGAAUAAUUUAUUCAUCUUGAAGAAACUUGACUAUUGUUUAUUCAAAAGAUUUAUUUAAUUUCAAAGGUUUGAUGGGCACCACUUUUUUGUGAUUUUCAAAAUAUUGUGGUCUUGUAUUCUGUGAUUAUUUUAUCUUAAUGAAUAAAAAGCUUUAUAUUUUCAUUAGAUCGAUAUGUAAGCACUUUUGUUAUAUUGAAAAAAAAAUUAAAAACAAUCUUAAUGUUUGCUUCUCUGAAUGUUUUUUAAAAUUUAUUCAAGAUGAUUUAUCCCAUCUUAUCAUCCAAGUCAAAUGCAAUUAACUAAUUACUCAACUAAUAAUUAUGCACAUAAGCUAGAAGCAGACCUUAAUUAUAUUAGUUUAGCCCAGUUAUUUUCCAAAAUUUCACUUUUGUUGACUAAUUAGGAGUCAGAGUCAGAAGCAAGAGUAUAAAAUAUCGCUCUAGUAGAUUAUUUCAAGAGUGGGUCCUUUGCAUUUUAAAUUUAUCUAUAAGCUGUAGAUCAUCCAGUGACAAAGACUGCUCUGAUUGGGGCACAGUAGAUCUUACGUUACAGUGUAAGUUGUCCCCUAUAUAUAAUCUAAUAUAUCAUCACCUUUUAAGAGCAGUAUCACUUCAAGGAUUAAGCUAGAUCCUCACACCUGCAGGUUUCUUGUUGAAAGCAAUUUUUGUAUAUGCUUACAUAGGUGAAGCAGUAUAGAUCUAGCUGAAUUUGCUUUUCAUCCUUCUCUAUGCAGAAUCUACACUUGUUAGUUUCUGCCUAAACUUAAUUCCAUCAUUUGCUUCUUGUGGAGGCAACGGCCUGUGAUAAAGUCUGUAAGGAGAUAUAGCUUGUUUUUGCUUAAAUCCAAAUACUUUUUUGGAAUCAGGUCAAAUUCAGUUACCAUUUUAGAUUCAUGUCACUGUCACUAUUGGAUAUCAGUGCUUUUGUAGGUACAAAAACUCAGAAUUAUACUGUAAUAUGUAUUAUGACUUAUUAAAAUAAAUAGUAAGCAUGAAUACAUUCCACAAAUUCAGGAUAAUAAGAAAUAUACAGAGAAAUAUACCUAAAGAGUAUCAAGAAACUGUAAAUCCAUUUAUAAGCAAAUACAUCAACUUCCAAAAGAAGAGUCCUGAAUGUAAUGGAAGAACGUGGAAAGUUAGUCUGAGAUAAUAUAAAAUUAAGAAAUUAUGAAACUAUAAAACUAUCUCUUGUUUCCUAUAAUAAUCCGUUAUUCAACAUUCUUAAUAAGUAUUAUAUUGGCACUUUAAAUUGAUUGAGCUCUAACAGGAAAUAGAGAAACCAGAAAAAUAAAAGUAAAAAGUGACAGUUCCAUAAAGAUAAUACAUAAAAAGUAUUCAAAGUGUAGAGAAUACAUAAAAAGCAGAUAGUUUCCAACAGCAAUAAUUUUUUGGAAAUUAUUAAAAACAGUUUUUCGAGUACAUUUUGGAAAUGGAUGAAAAGUUCCAAGAUGUGUAACCUAAAAUGAUUAAUAAUGAAGUGGAAAGUACUUGAGAUGUGUGGUUGAUUGAAACGAAGAGAGAAUUCAGGAUUUCCUCUAAAACAGUUGUAAUUGAUUUGUUUUAAUCUUUAUUUUUGAAACGAAAUUGGUAUUGAAAUAAUUGGGUGAACAUCUUAUAUCUAGGAAAUAUAAUAUUUUAGUUUUAUUAUAUCAAAAUAUAUUCACUGCCAACUAAGUGCUUAGAGCAAGUUUGACGGUAUGUUUUAAAAGUGAAAUCACGUUCCUAACUUAUUAUUAUUGUUAAUCUUAUUUCUAUCGGACAUAUUUUACUAAACAUUUCAGGUGUUAAUAUGCAGUUAGGGAUGUGAUCUUACAAUUUUUUUUUAUUUUGUAAAUAUGUGGUACAAUAGUUAAUCUUUGUUUUAUUUGGAAAAGUAUAUUGAAAUAUUUACUUGUGUGAAAAAGCUUUUGGUAAACAAAGAGAUAUAUCGCAUUAGAAACCAAUGAUUUUGUUGUAUUCAAAGUGGAAAUAUGUUUUUGACAUAAGUGUAACAUAAUUGUGUAGUAGCUAACUUAUAUGAACAUGCAGCCUGAAUUUUAAAUUACUAAUGAAAAAAAAAAACUUUCCGUAUCUUUGAAUAAAUAAGGAAACUAGUCACUCUCAGAUCCAGACUCUUCAAGCUCUUGGUCACAUUUCUUAUUUUUGGUAUUUUCUUUGAAAGUAAUAUUUUCAUAAAAUGGUUUGUAUUCCAAAUGUAUUGUUGGAGGGACAGAUGUAAAAAGAGAGUUUAAAUCGGUAUACUUAUCGUUUGAUAUUGGCAAUGAUUUCACAUACAAACACUGUUUUUCAGCUAGUCGAAAAUUACUGCUGUUCCCACUUUUUUGUUACAGUCAAGGAUUAAUAAACUCCAAAUUUUAUUUAAAUCUUAUAGUAAAUGGAUACUCUUUAGAAAAGCUUAGCCAUCACAUUUUUUGCCAGCUUACCUUACCAUUUACAUCUUCUUUCCAAACAGUCAAGUUACUAUCGGCAUAGGCUUUCCAGUCUAUGAAAUUCGCAUUUUGUGGAAAAUGUAAGGUUUGUCUCUGUUUCUUCACGCACUUCGGGCAAUUGCUUUCCAGUCCGCCGGCCAGUUUACUUUUCCGACUGUCUGCUGCUCGGUAGUUAUAGUAGAAUGUAAAGAGUUACAUUGCAUUUCUCUAUGACCAACAACCAAGGAUUGAGUAUAUUACAAGAAACUAUUUACCAGAGCGAACAUUGGGGAUUUUAAGGGCUGCUUCUAAUAUAAUUUUGCUUGUAGAUCUCAUAUUUUUCAUAACUGUGAGACCACACAUAAAAACAUUUAAUAAGGCUAUUCACAUUAAUUAAACAACUAGAUAACUGGAUUUAGUGAGGUCCUGGUCCAGUAAGAAUUUUAAUUAAUUAAUUUUAAGUAAUUUAAAAUACUUGGUUGUAGUAACAAGAAUUAUUCUGAUUUAGGAGAUACCUAUUUCUAAACAUAUUUAGCGCCACCAAUUGAAAUGUACGACUUAUCUAGUUAUAGCAUUGGAAAGAGCUGAAUUUCCCAAAAAAGAUACAUAGUUGUUGUACCUACUAAUCCCACGAUAUUCUCUUUUGGGUUAGAUGUCUUCAAAAAAAAAGAAUUUCGCUAAUCAGCUCUUAUCUUCACUUUCAGCUUCCUAAUGGUUUAUUCAUAUAACUGAAGCAAAUACAUACAACUUAUCUGGAUCAAGUUGGAGCUUACGAAACCAUUAGCCAGUAUUCAUAAAAAAACACACCCACCAUUACCCAUCUUUAUAGACCAAAGACUUCUUAGUUUGUGCGACACAUAUACACUAAAUCAAUGCACUCUAACGGAUCAUUUCACAUUUGAGUCCUAUUCAAUAAACUAAAGAGUGAUUAAGUCCUUUAUUUCUAUUUAAACACUUGCAUCCAACAACCAACUUAAAACCUAUGUUUGUUGAAAAUAUUUUCAAAUUCUUGUGCAUAAACAGGAUUUAAAGGUACUAGAUAAAAUUUUUUUAGUUUUUCAUUAAAAUUUUAGAAAAAUCAAUAUAAUAAAGAUUUUUCUUAAAUUUAUAACGAUUUUUCUAUUAUUUUUCUGUUAUAACCGUUAAGAACGGCAAUAUCCUCAAUUGGAUUCUCUUUUUUUUGCACCGUUCAUAAUAGUGGUGAAUUAAUCAUUUGGACUACUAUUAUUACUACUACUACUUAAUUAAAACAUGGCCUUUUUAUCAUCGAUACAUGUUUACAUGUAGUAAAUGUUUUUAAAUAUGUAAAACUAUUUCUUAUAACUAAUAUAUCUCGAAAUAGUAAUGUUCCAUUAUUUUAAAGUUUUAGAUACAUAUUAGUAAGUGGAAAUAGGAUAGAAUUCAUUCUUGAUGUUAUUGUCCUUCUUAUUACGAAAUUACGAAUGGUGUUGUGGGUUGAGGACUCGAAAUAAAACUGUCUAAGAGUUUCUUAAACUUCCAACGUUUCGACCUUUUAUUUGAUCUUUAUCAAAGCUAAAAAUAAAUGGUACGUUAUGACUCAAAGGAAGAUAAACAGUUCAAAUUGUAUGAGUUAUAAUGUGCCUUAUAUUUUUGGCCUUGAUAAAGAUCAAAUAAAGUAUCGAACCGAUGGCAACUUUUAGACAGUUUUGUUUCGACUGCUCAACCCACAACAUCAUUCAUAAUAGGUUAUAAUUUGAUAUAUUGAGAAAAAACAUUGCUGGAUACAGGUAUAUCCCAAUUGAUUAUUCCAUUACAACCAACAUAAUGUAUGCUAUAGAAAAACAAUAAAUAAUUUGAUUGGUCAUUACAGGUUUAAGAAAUGUCUUUGUUACAUAAUUUAUAUGAAGAACUGAAGUAACUUGCUCAAAUACUUUUUAAUCCUGCUCAUACAAAAGGUUUUGAAAGUACUUCUAGCAGAGUAGUUGGUUGUUGUUAGAUGUAAUGAUAGUUCAAAUAGAUAAAUAACCUAUAGUUUAUUGGGUGGAAUUGAAUAUGAAAUUAUUUUGUCCAAGUAUAUUUUUCCGCGAAUGAAGUUGCAUUAACGUGUAAAAUUUGAUAUAUGUGUAGGACAUAUUAAGUAAGAGUGUUAGUGUUGGUGUAGAGAUGGUAAACAAGGAUAAUCUGGACCAAAAAUAAUGUAUUAUACUGGCUGUGAGUAUAUAGAAGUCUAUUAUAAACUGAUAUUGAGAGUAAAUAAAAACAAAAGAAAUUGCCAUUAAAUUAGUUAAGCACUUAAAUAUUCCAAAUAUCAGGUUCCACAAAAUGAUUGUAUAUUUCGUGAAGAUGUUAUACAACUGUAUCAUUAGUGUUAACUCAUAUUUUAAAAUAAGUAUUUUGAGUAUGCUUAUUAAAUAUAAAUUUGUGUGUAAUCAUUGUUUAACCAAAAGCAAUAGUUUCACGACGUCCUGUAUGGUUCCUUAAAUAAUAUCUUGUUAAAUCUGUUUUGUUGCAGAAAUGUGUAAUUUAUUUGAAAAUGUUCGUAUUUGCUCUUAAGGUGGUGCCCGCAAAAGAGUGUUGAACUUGAAGGUAGUGAUUCUAUUUUCACGGGUAUAGCUCAGAAUUAAUAUGUACAUUCUAUGAAAACAUUGUGAUUAGCCAAUUCUUAAAUUUAUUAUGUUUAAAAAAACGUUUUAUUUUAUUUCCAAAAUUUUUAAUGAAUCAAAGUGAAAAAAAUACGUUUUUGAGAUUGACAAAUUAUUUUUUAUCUGCCCUUAGAUUUUUUUAUUUUUGUAGUACUAGUCAACUAAGUUUUUUUGUGUGGGUGAUAUUAAACAUUUGAACAGUCACUUCUUUGCUAGAACUCAUUGUAUAGGAUAAAAAUCGCGGUAUUUCGAAAUAUGCUAUAAAAGUUUUGUUAGAUUACGCAACUUGAACCUCGUUUGGUAACUUCUGACAAAAACCACUCAAUCCAAAAGUCCGAUUAUGCUCCUUCCAACAUAAUCCGUACAAAUCUCAUGUCUAGUACAACACAACAUAAUCAGAUGCUUUUGGGUUAAGUUUUUUGUUUGUUUAGAUUUUUGUGAAGUGACGUUCAAAUAUUUACCCAAGAAUUUUUUCAAGAGAUAUAAAUUUGACAAAAAAUAGCUUUUUAGUGAUACAAAUUAUAUAUUAUGAAAUUAAUUAAUGUUGCAAAAAAUUUAUGUAUGUACUGGAACUUUCGAGAGUUAAAUGCAGGCCAUUUAAAAAAACAGCUUCCUUCGGUCUUUACCAUACCUAUUGUUUACAGUCACUGUUCGUAACAAAAUUUUUCUACUAUGAACUUACGUGUCGAUACCAGUUGUUAUAGUGAUUGUAAAUUGAAACUAUUCUGUGAUGAAAAAUUAAGAGGAUUUGAAAGAUUCAUGUACUCAAUUGCAAUUAUAGGACUUGCGAAAGAAGUGAACAAUUUUGUUUCUUUUCAGUUACCGCUUGUUAAUACUACUACAGUUUUUGGUUGAUUUACAUUUUCCAUGCUAAAAACAUAUGUUUUUCCUCAUAAGUAAUAAAAUUGAUACACAAUGCUAGAUAGACGACCAGAAUUAAUGGGAAUUUAGGAGAUGGUGACAGUCCACUUUAAACUCAAAUUAUGAAACCAUUUUGAAAACAGUUCUACAGCGAAGAAAUUAAUUGAAAAAAAUUGUUUUGGUCUAUUUUAUUAUUGCCAUUGCAACACCUUAAGAGGAAAUCAAAAGAGAGCUUCGUAGAAUAUGUCUUAACUAAUCGGAUAUCACAUAUGUGCUAUUGGUCUAAAAAAGAAAUGCAUUUUGUUAAUUUGUUGGGAAAAAUAACCUUUGCUUGUCAACUUUUUUAUGUUAUUGUCAGCAACAAUAAUUUGAGUUCUUUCGGUGGUCUGUAAACAUAAAUAUUCUAGACGUUCCAACUCUGAAGCAAUCCAUAUAAUAAACACAAUUUUUUUUGAGCUCAAACCAGUAAUUCACGAUUGACUUUGCGCCUUGUUGACAAUUAUGGUCAAAGCCAUGCACUGGAAAAUUUUAUUACUUGAAAUCUUUGAAAUUUUUACUUCAGCACAUCUUUUUACAUUUGUCGUUGAUAAUUGUAGCUUCGAGGAAAUUCUGGGAUAGUUUUUUUCAAUUCCAAGCCUUAUUCCUUUGCACAAGGUCAUUGGAUCUAAGCUACAAAUGAGUAUCAAUAGUAACCAACAAGUUAACAUGUGUGGUGGUAUUCUAGAUGGUUUCAAAAAGUUAUGGAACUUUUGGAUAAUUCUGUUAAUCGACUCGUUCUUAACAACUUGAUGAGUCAAUUGUAUUUAUGGUUCUUUUUUUUAAUAUCAUUAUUCUUCGAAGCCAAAAACAGCUCGUACAAAAAAUUAGUAAAAAUUUAGCAAAGAAGUCGAAAAUAACUUAAUGAACGGACCAAAUGUGUCUAAUGCUUUAUUCUAGUUUUCUAAAAGCGUAUUCACAAUAUUUCCUUACUUAUUAUACCAAUUGUAGGACACAUAAAUUGGAUGGUUCUAAAAUCUAUAGCAGACUUGGUAGAAACAAUUUUUGUGUAUGUGAAAAAAUGGAAAUAUUUCUAAAUCUAUUGUUAUUUUAUUCAUAAUGUAAUAAAUUAGAUUAUUUUAUUGUGAAUUCUAUAUGAAAUUGCAAACGUUUCUGGUUUUUAUUGUGUUUGUACUUAAACAUUCAAAGAUUCAGUUCUUAGUAUCCAGUAUGAUCGGAAUCGCCCUUUUCAUCUGAACAAAGAUAUUUUUAUUUUUAAACUUUCUUUGAUUGUGUCAAAUUUAAAACUGGUAAAGAGUUGCUUUUCAUAAUCUAUCAAUUUCUGGUGGAACAAUAUUUCUGAUAACAAAUUUCCGAUGACGAUGCAAGUUCUACACCACUAUCAUUAUGAUGGUUGUGUUACCAUAUCUUGAGAUCACAGAUUUCAAAGAAUGCUAAUCAACUCAGAAUAUUCGUUCUACAUAUUAACUGAAAUACUUUUAAUUAUUAGAUAAACCCAGAUAAGAUUGUUCUAUUUGUAACAAAAAAUAAUAUUCUUUUAGAUAGUGUCCCUUUAUCGCUUUCCAGUUUCAAACCGAACAAAUGAAAUUAUUUCUCCUAGCUUGAAGGGUAUUAAAUCUUCGCUCUUUUUGAUUUUUUGUCCAAAUAAUUUUUGCCUAUUGUCGCAAUUGUGAAAAAUUUUAAACUUAGUUGAACCUGAAAAUAAUUUUUCUACUUGCACAUCAUUCUCAUGUGCUUUCUGAGGCUGCAGUAUAUAGAUGUUUUUACUACAGAACAUCACUCGAAAGCAAAUAUUUGGCACAUAAAGAAUAUUUUUUUGACUCAUGCAUAUAUGUAUUUUCUUCAUGUAAAUAUCAUUUUUAUUUGAAUUACAACGAUUAUAAACUGUAAUAGUUUUGAAAAAAAAAAUUUAACUAUCUAUAUAUUUAUUCUUCAACAAGGCCUUUUGAAACUAAUGUAAAUUUGGCACGAACCUGCAGUGAUAAAUUUGAUUGAAUACUAUAACCCUGUUUUUUUAUUGAAGUCACAAUGAUUCAGCAUUGUUGAUUAUCUUACAUUUUUUGAAUUUACAAAAAAAAAUUGUCAAAAAACUGAUACUCAAAAAACACAUUUAGAGGAUUGACUCUCAUUAAGCUUAACGUUAUCAGUUCUUUAUAUAUACACUGCAGGCCAAAAGUUUAAGACCACCUUAAUUAAAGUAGGAAAAUUAAAUAAAUCUCCAAUAAAAUAUUAAGUGUUCAACUAACCGGUUAAAUCAUCCAGUAAAACACUUUUUGACAAUCAAUAUACUUUUAAAGGAAUAUUAACAGUCCAUGUUAAAAAAUUUUUAUGGCCGUUUUCACAAGUCUCUACAUACUCUUACCACAAAAUUUCUCUUCAUAAUUUUGAAAUAUGCUUGGGGAUCAUUAUCCGGUUGGAAAAUGAAUUAAUCGCAAACCUGAAGGAAGGGAAUUUUGCUCUAAAAUUUUUUUGUACUCUUCGUUUUCCGUCAAUUUUGAUCAAAUCGCCAGUUCCAUGACUAGAAAAGCAACCCCAGACCAUAAUUGAGCCAGUAUCAUGCUCGAUUCCUGGGACUACACAGUCUGGUAUCGACUUUUAUUGAGCACGUAAAUUCUUCGUUUUGAACUGAAUAGCUCAAACUUGGUCGCAAAGAACUUUCAAAUCUUCUUCAAUCCAAUCGAGCAAAAGCCCGCUGCAUCCGUUUUAUUCUUAUUUUGUGACCUUAGAAAAGGUUUUCGAACGGCGACAUGACCAUACAACUUCACAUCUCUCAAACACCGUUUUACUGAUACAAUGAUAAAGGUUCAAAUCGGGUUUUGUUCACUUCAACGCGGAUUUCUGGUGCUGUUGAACUUCUAUUUCGCUUGCUGAUAACUACAAUGAAAUUAUCUUCAUUUGACGUGGUAAUUCUCGGCCUUCCCGAUCGCGGACGAUCUUGAAAACUGUCUGGCUUCCUAUAAGGAGUUAUUGUGACACGAAUUCAAGUCUUCGAUAACUUCAAUUGUAAAGUAAUCCCACGUUCGGAAUUGCCUUCAUUAUGUAGAUCAACGAUGGCAGAACACACUUCACUGCUAAUUUCGCGUGCUUUUCCCAUUUUAAGACGACUUUACUGCAGAAACCACAAGUUUAGAUUAAUUGUGAUUGUAAACAAACCCAUGUAACCGCAGGUAAUAAUGAUGGGGGAAAAACAGAGCAGUUAGUUAUCAGCACAUCAUAAAAGUAUUAUUAACGACUUUACCACCUGGCUACUGCGUUGGUCAAUACACGUUUAUUGCCCAAUAAUUUGGAAGUAAAUAAAAGAAUGGCUUCUUUAGAUAUAUGAUUUUAACAAUAGAAUAUGCAGGUGUACAUUUCUUUUAUUAAUCUUAUGGGGUUUCGAUGUAAUUGAUAGAUAAUUAUGCUGUUUUAAUGUGGUCUUAAAAUUUUGACCGGCAGUUUAAGUUUAGAACGUUUAAGGUGAAUUAGGUUAGAUAGACAUAAAAUCACAUCUACUGUUUGUUGCAUUCGGUAGCAUAGUUCACAUUCAUUUAUUCAAAUAUUGAGAAAUGAAUUUUAUUAAGAAUAUUUGAGUCAGUACAAGCUGCCAUUCUGGAAGUGUUAAGGUUGUUAUAUUUGGAUUCAUUUCUAAAUAUGAAGCACAAUGAGACUCUAACCAUAUCUGAAACAAGUAAUUAUGGUUCCCAAACAUUUUACGUUGGUUCAUUUCUGAAAAAGAGUUGAAAAAUAAGAUUUCAAGGAAGGUAGAUGGGCUAUGUGGGAAAACAAUAAAAAUCUCGAUGAGUAGAUGUAAAAUUUCCAUAUAAAUCGAGAGUAAAGACUGGUAUUGGUAGUUGUACGUUGUUUAAUGAAUUCAUAAAACAAUUUUACACGGCAAAUUUUGAAACAAAAGCUAAAGGCGCUGAGAAUAAACUUUACUUUGAAAUUUCAUUUAGUACCAUUUCAUUUGAUAACGGGAACACAAAAAGCACCCUGUGUUGAGAUUCUGGGUUAUAUACAGUUCUCACCUGACAUAUUCUGCUUUUGAAAAUACAUCUAUAAAUCAUACUAUUACGAUUAUUGAUUUUUAGAAAUGUCGUUGUUUGUAGAAUAAUUUUAAAAAAGCUCUAGAUCCAAUAAUUUAAUAGGGCUAAUGUGUUUUACCGAAUAAGCUUCAUAUUAAUUGCCAUUAUGGAUUUGAGUACUUCCCGAACGGUCCACGUUCCCAUCCAUCCCUAUAUUGCAGAAAUAAAAUAGUUCAUAUGUCACAAUGUAAUUUUAUUAAUAUAAAGUUAUUGUUAUCGAACUGACACUACUGAAAGGUUUGUUUUUAUUUGAAAACAAAUUUUAUCUAUAUAACCAUCUUUGCUACUAAGUAUUGAGAGGGUUGUCCCAUUUAAUUAUAUUCACAUUAUUAAUGUAAGUGUAACUACGGUUUAGUUUUGGAAUUGAACGAUUCACUUGCCUCAAGCUUAUUGUAUCUCUCAUUUGAAAAUUGAAAAUCUUUUUUAGAAAUCACUGUUUUUCACGCACUUAUUUAAAACAGUUUGAUAAUUAUAAACGUAAAAAUCGAAGGAAGGCAAUCCUGAUUUAUUCUAUUGAAACUUUUAAAAGUACGAACAACCUGCCAUCCAUUCAGAUUGUUUUUAUUUUAUUUAUUUAUUAAAAGACGAAUUGUACUUUUCAAAGUUUAUCUUUUAAAAAAAAAAUGAAUUUAUUCACCUAGACAUUUGUAGAAUUCUAUUUAUGUUUUUCUCUCUAUGAACAUAAAUAGGAAGUGGCUGUAAACACAUGUAUCAGUUUCAUCAUUCAUACCAAUCGUAAUCAAUUUAAUAUUGAAAUUGCUUAGAGUCCUCUUAGUUAACUGUUGACAAAAAAUAGUAAAAAAGCAUAACUAAAAAUAUUGUUAAUACUCACUCUUGUUAGAUUCAUCUUUUUCCUGAUAUUAUUAACAAUUGCUUUAUAUGUUUGGUAUAAUAUUAAAUGAAAUGGUUAAUUUUAUACAUUCAAAAUACAUUUUUUAUUGGGCUAAUCAUUUAGUGGCGAUUUUCCAAAGACAGCAAUUUUUUUUAAUUAUUGAAUUCAUUUGAAAAGUAUUCUUUAGAUAACGAAAGGCGAAAUAUAGACUUUGGAAUUAGUAAUGUUUAUGAUGCAAUAAUCAAUAUUUUGACGUUGAUCCAAGACAUUAAAGGGAAUGUAAAAAAAAGUUUUUUUGAAUAAAAAUAAAGGAUUACAAAAACGAUUAAAACUGAGCACAUUAAUUUUUUUGCUCAUUCAUAAAAAUUUGAACUUUGAACCAGAUCCACAGGGUGAUCGGUAACAAUCAAUCAAAAAUGAGUUGUUUAAUAAAAUAAUUCAAUCUUAACCUCUAAACAUAAAAUUAAAUGUGAGAAAUCAAAAAAGUUGUACAAAAUAAUUGAGCAUAGAAAUAUGUUAAUGUAUUAAAAAAACUUCAGUUGGGCCAACGAGUUUCAUUUCUACUAUUUAAAUAAUAUUUACACAAAGAAUACUUAACAAAAAUCGAAUAGUUUGGCACCUAAUUUGGAGCAUGAUUGCAAUAUUCUUUCUACUUGCUUAUAUGCUCCUUUUAAAAACCACAAACAUAUUUAUCAAUUAUUUUUCUUUAUAUUAUCUUCAAUUAAGAAUCGUAUCUCAUUUCAUCGAUUGUUUAAAUAUGUUCAACCCUUAGAAAAAUGAGGUCGAAGAAUUUUUUAACGAAAUACUACUGGAACUUCUUAUUCACUUCUAUUAGACAUUGAAUAUUGAAGUAUAUAUGUUAUGGACAAAAUAAUUAAUCAGAGCAUUUAUAAUUCCUGGGCACUAUAAACAGUGACAUGUCAAAUUGGGCAAUAUAAUACUUAUUAUCAUAGUAUCUGGGCAUUAUGAAUAUUGCUAAGUAGUUAUUGGGCGAUUUGAUAAUUAGAUAGGCAGGGCACACGAAACAAGAAUAAACAUGUACGGAGCAUGGGUUACAAUUAGUCACUACUUAUUUCAACGUGGAUAAAUCAAAAUUAAUUGUCAUAAAUUAUAGAAUUGAUGGAAAAUUAAAUGAAUUAAUUGUUGAAAGGUCAAAAUACUAAUUUUUUUGACUAGCACAAGCAAUACAGAGUUGAUUCAAAAUGUGAAAUAGUCCAAGUGUAUAGUGUCAAAUAAAAAAUCAGAUUAUCAGCACAUAAUCUAUCAUAUUAAUUUUAUAAUAAUGAUGUCAAUAUUCAUAAAAUUUAAUAAUAAGUAUUAUUAAAAAUUUCAUUAGUUUUUACCAUAUUGCCUGCUCAUAUUGUGCAUUUUUAAAACUGUAUGGACAUUAUGAAUAGUGUUCUAUUAAUUACUUUGUCCAUAUCAUAUAUUAUUUCGUUUUAAAAUGCCAAAUGUUUUGAAUUUUUUUGCAAUACAAAUUGAGGUUAUCUAAUUCAAAUUCAAUUUUUUUUUAUUUUUAAUUUUGGGUAUUAAUAAACAUGAAUAAUGAAAUUACUGCAGAACAAGGUAGAAAUUUUUGACCAAAAUCCUAACUAUUUUUUUUUAAAUUUGAAUUUAUUAUUUUUGAAAAAAUGGGUUAAUGAUAAAACUGGUACAUCAAAUUUAUAAAUAUAGAUUAAGGUAUCGUGUUCGACAUAAGAAAUUCAUUGGUAAAACUAGAUGUUAUUUAAGUAGGGAAGUUUUACUUAAAAUUCUGUUUAUAACAAUGUCCAUUUAUUUAUUGUACAAAUUUUCUUAAUAUACUAUUAUGUUAUUUAAUCAGUAUUAUUAAAUAAUGAAUUAACAUUGAAGACCUUGUGAUUUAAAAGUUCAUUCUGGACAUUGAUAUAAGAGUAUGGUUUUUGGUAAAAAAACUGUGUUCUAAUAAAAAUAUAGAAAAGUAUAGUUUGGUAACAGAAAAAUUUCACCGAUCACCAUGGAUUUGCUGUCCUUGGACAUGCUGAAACACACUUUAUUAUUUAUAUAUCGAAAUGUUAUUUUAAAACAUUAUCGGUUACAAAAAAUAAAAGAUUUAU